AUGAAGUUCUCUGCCAUCGUCCUCGCUGCUUCUGCCGGCCUUGCUUCUGCCGCCUCCUCUGUCACCUUGACCCGUACCAUCACCAACAAUGGUAUGACGUACACCAAGACUGCUACGGAAGAGUACACCGGCCAGACCACCACCGAGCCCGCCUCCGGCACCUACACCUUCACCAUCCCAAAGGGCUCCAGAACCAAGCUUUUGACCAACACCUACGGUCAGGCUACCACCGUCUCCACCCACCAGGUCAUCUCCGGUCCUGACGAGACCUACACCAGACCUUUGGUCCAGGCCAUGCACACCACCGAGGUUUCUUCCUUCUUGUCAUCCCACUCGUCGCACUUGUCUGCUGCUUCCAAGGCUGCUGAGAACGCUUCCGACGGCGGUUCUUCUUCCUCCUCGUCUGGUUCUGACUCCUCCUCAUCUGGAUCUGACUCCUCCUCCACUGGCGCUGCUGCUGCUUUGCACUACGGUGCUGGUGUUGGUGCCGUUGGUAUUGCUGCUGCUUUGAUCUUGUAG
Messenger RNA from Candidozyma duobushaemuli, 519 nucleotides. RefSeq lists its product as uncharacterized. Lineage: Eukaryota; Fungi; Ascomycota; Pichiomycetes; Serinales; Metschnikowiaceae. The transcript has a single exon. The record is from RefSeq and is a predicted model, not a curated record. Bases 1 to 519 code for a protein of 172 amino acids.